Rubroshorea leprosula is the source of this 2848-nucleotide messenger RNA. The record is from the annotation of a GenBank genome assembly. Lineage: Eukaryota; Viridiplantae; Streptophyta; Magnoliopsida; Malvales; Dipterocarpaceae.
UGGUUUGAGUGCAGAGGAAAAAGUUUCUCUUUUUCCUGCAAAGAAUGAAACCGACCCACAAGGCCACAGGAGAAACAAUCAUCAAAAAAAGCAAAGAGAGGAACAAACAGUGUUAAAGUUUGUUCCUUUUUCACUUUGUUGAGGUGUUUCUGUUUGGGAAUUCUCUUUAGGAAUUAAAACAGUGGCAGUGCACUCAUUGUUCCUCUCUGGCAAGUUCCUGCUCACUGGUUCCCUUGAUGCUUGACACCGGAGCCUUCACUCAAUCAUGUUAAAGCAUCCGUGGGCAUAAAAAUAAGAGAUUGGGAGAUGGGUUUUCAAGGAGGUACCAGAAUAGCCCAGUUCUUGGUGAGUUUUUAGCGCCUUGGGGGUUUCAAGAUUCUAUUUGUUGGGUAUAAAGAGUGCCUGUGCUUGCCCGUUUCUAGAUAAGAUUUAUAUUUUUUUCCACUUUAUCGCCUGGGAUUUGAGGCUUUAAGCUACAGUUAGGAGAUAGGAAGUUUAACUUUGAAGAUUGUUUUUUUUUUUUUUGGAGAUAUUUUUAAAUUUUACUUUCUUCCUUCCUAUAAAUUAUAUGUUCUUGUUAUUUUGUUGAUUUUGAAAUAAAAUUUCUGAAUUUUUAUUCAAUUUGGAAUAAGUUGGGAGUUUUUGUUGAUGUGGGGAGAAUAAAUUUGAGUUCAAGAUUUUCCAUGUUUUAGAAACUGGUUUCUCUUCUGUUAAUAUACUGUUUCUGGUAAAUCAUGCUGUAAAUUUCUUGCUAAAAAUGGCUGAAAUUAGAGUUACAAAGGUAGAGCAAAGCCAAACCAAGAUUAGAAAUGUUCCAAUUGCUGUGACCCCUGAAGGAUUUUGGUGUUGUCCAUCUCCUGUUGUGUUCCAAAAGACCCCAAAAGCUCCAAAUCCUCUGAACAAGCCCAAAUCCUCACCACCGCCCAAGACAACCGUCCAGAAGAAACACCCCCCAAUGACAGAGAAGAAACCAACAACCACCCAGACAAGAUCAGGUGUUGUUUCUGAUGAUCAACAAACUUUUGGCUCAGAAAAUCCCGCUACUGCUGCACCUGUGGUGCCUGAGAGGACACCGAGGCCUAAGAUAGAAAAUGUGCCAAGGAAGGUGGCGAUUGAAUUUGGUGAACCUGGAACAAGUGAUAUGAAGGUGAUUCUACUUGGAAAGCAAGGGUUUUGUGUGAAGUUGAGUGUCCACAGGAAAGUUCUAGUGGAGAAUAGCAGAUUUUUUGCCGAUAAACUUUCUGAACAAGAGUCUGGUUUACCUUGCCUUGAAAUCGAUGACUGUGAGGAUGUUGAAAUUUAUGUUGAAACUGUGGGGCUGAUGUAUUGUAAAGAAAUGAAGCAGCGGUUGAUCAAACAGAGUGUUUCACGUGUACUCCGCAUUCUGAAGGUUGCUGAACUAUUUGGGUUCAACUCCUGCAUUCAGACAUGCUUGGAAUAUUUGGAAGCAGUUCCCUGGGUUGGGGAAGAGGAAGAAGAAAAAGUUGUCUCUUCAGUUUUGCGUCUUCAGGGUGAAGGUAUUGGGGUUACCCCAGUAUUAAAACGUGUGUCCUCUGAUGUCUCUAAUUCCCCAAGGGACACAAUUUCACACAUAAUGGAACUUGUUCUUAAAAGCAAUGAGGAGAGAGGGCGGCGUGAAAUGAAAUCGGUAGUACUUAAGCUUCUUAGAGAGAAAAACAGUCUGCCAAGUAAUGCAGGUUCGGCUGAUGUCUGCAAUGAAACUAUUUACACAUCAUGCAGAAGCUGCUUGAAUUCACUGCUAUCUCUAUUCAAGCAGGCAGCUGAGCCUGACUUCAAUGAUAAGCCUGGGGACAGCAAAGAACCUGCAGUGAAGCAAAUAGCAAUAGAGGCAGAUAAUCUCUCAUGGUUGCUUGAGAUUUUGAUUGACAGGCAAGCGGCAGAUGAAUUUGCUCUUAUGUGGGCUAGUCAACAAGAGUUAGCAACCCUACACCCGAAGCUGUCUAUAGUUUCCCGAUACCAUGUUAGCUGCAUUACAGCUAGGUUGUUUGUUGGAAUUGGUAAAGGGGAGCUGUUACCAGUGAAGGACACUCGUCACUUGUUGUUACAAACAUGGUUGCAUCCAUUAAUCAAUGACUAUAGCUGGUUACAACAUGGUUGCAGGUCAUUUGAUCGGAAAGUAGUGGAGGAAGGCAUUGGUAGGACAAUUCUGACACUGCCUCUAGAAGAUCAGCAGAGUAUUCUGCUUGCUUGGUUGGGCAAUUUUUUGAAAGCUGGUGAUAACUGCCCAAAUCUUCAGAGGGCCUUUGAAGUCUGGUGGCGCAGGACUUUCAUUAGACCUUAUGUAGAUGGACAAGGUAAUCCUCCCCAGUCAGAUAGCUGAGCAACUUCAAAUAGUUAAAGAAAUAUAUUUAUGAGUGAGAUUAAUCAUCCUGUAAAUUGUAGAAUUGUCUUCUACAGUUUGUGGAGAAUUCAAUUCAACUUAAGCUAGCAAGGAACUGAGUGAGAAUAAACAUCUUAUUGAAGGAUUUCUCCAUUAGCAAGAGCUGACAUGACAGAGACUCCUUGAAUGGAAGAUGUUAGGAAGACAUCAUUUGAGUAAUUUCAUGCUGAACUUUUCGACUGGAUUGUGAUUGGAAUGCAUGAAAAUUACUUUGGAUUGAUGAAUUUGGUUGGUACAUGCUAUGAGUUAGAAAUUUUUAGGAAGAAAUGUAUUAAGGUUGUUGCUUUCUGUGAUAUUUCCUUGUACUUUGGCAUAAGAUAUGGUAAUACAUUUUCCUUGUGCAAAUCCCUCUCUUCUUAGGAGAAGCUAUUCAGUUGUGGUCCCUGUGAAAUGUGAAUUUUUACAGAUUCAUAUAGCAAGCAUUGCCGAUAAAACUCCUUUAAUGAU